Messenger RNA from Bombus impatiens (common eastern bumble bee), 591 nucleotides. RefSeq names its product zinc finger protein 761-like. Bases 1 to 591 code for a protein of 196 amino acids. The record is from RefSeq and is a predicted model, not a curated record. Gene Ontology annotation, molecular function: DNA-binding transcription factor activity, RNA polymerase II-specific; RNA polymerase II transcription regulatory region sequence-specific DNA binding. Lineage: Eukaryota; Metazoa; Arthropoda; Insecta; Hymenoptera; Apidae. Gene Ontology annotation, biological process: regulation of transcription by RNA polymerase II. Gene Ontology annotation, cellular component: nucleus. The transcript is spliced from 3 exons.
AUGAAUAAAGUACCAAGGCUGACGGUGAAGAACAUCGAAAAUCUACGAUAUAAGAGGCGACCGGUGAUUCACAAGUGCACCAGGUGUGGAAAGGGUUAUCAACUGGAAACUUCGCUACGAAGGCAUCAAAGGCUCGAAUGCGGAGUCGAGCCAAGACAAAGCUGUCAAAUUUGUGGGAAAAAGUUCACUCAUAGGUUCAAGCUAACGCAUCAUUUGGCUUCGUGGCUUUUGGCGACAAUGCUGUUAUCGCAGGAUAUACAACAACCGCAGGACGAUAGCGAACCAUUGUGGGUACGUUACCCGGGCAUGCCUUACAACCCGAACAGAAAUCGAAGACGAAAAAAUGGAAAGGAUAACGGGUCGAAGUACGCUUGCAACAGGUGCGGGAAAACUUACAAGGCCACCACGUCUUUGAGUCGUCACAAACGGCUCGAGUGCGGCGUUGUACCUUGCGAAGUUUGCCCGAUAUGCGAUAGAAGAUUCAAGCACAGAUUCGUCUUGAAUUCGCACAUCGUCGGAUGCCGAAGAAGACUGCGACACAUUGUGGAGAAAACCGGUGACUCGCCGGUAUUCGCCAAAGAACGGGAGUAG